This is a messenger RNA of Ixodes scapularis (black-legged tick), 3548 nucleotides long. RefSeq lists its product as uncharacterized. The transcript is spliced from 2 exons. NCBI's taxonomy places the organism in Eukaryota, Metazoa, Arthropoda, Arachnida, Ixodida, Ixodidae. Gene Ontology annotation, molecular function: sequence-specific DNA binding. The record is from RefSeq and is a predicted model, not a curated record. Bases 377 to 3079 code for a protein of 900 amino acids.
GCCCAUGGUCGCCAUGGUCCUCUGCCUGCCGAAGGCACGGAAGCACAGUGGGCACAAACUGGCACAAACUUUUCGCGUACGCACUGUACGAAUUACGAAUCACAGGCAUUCACAGGUGUGUGUGUCCGUGUACAGUACCUAGAGGUGUACCGUGGUACACGAGCGGUCGAACCGUCGGGUGAAGAACCUUGUGUCUCGUGACCUGACAUUUCGCGCACAAGUACAACCAAGUACAACGUUGGCGUUCGACAAGCGUUUAGUUGAGUGUGGUUUCUUUUGACACUUGCACUAAUCCGGUCUGCAUUCGGUGGCAGCCGUCAUUUUCGUUUGUGUGCGUUUCUGAGUGCAGUUACGGCGCUGCAGCAUUAAUGUCGACAUGGUGAACAAGUGCUGUGUGCCCGGGUGUCGCGGCAAUUACGCGUCAGGACCUAGAGUGGCCGUGUUCCAGUUUCCCCAAGACGAAGACCUGCGGAAGGCAUGGCUGCACGCUAUAUCACGACCAGGUUUCGUUCCUUCGAAACACUCCACGGUAUGCGAACUUCACUUCACGGACGACGACAUCGUUCGAGAGAUAUAUGGUGUCGACGUUGCUACCGGAAACGAGGUGACUGUACCCAGGAAGCCCCGCAUUCGUCCACACGCCAUUCCAUCGAGGUUCUGUUCAAGUCACGUACUGAGCGCGCAGAAAGAGGCAGACACGAUUCGCAGCGUGCAAGGUCUGGCCGACUACAUGAAAAGCCAACAACGCUCUGCAUUCUGGCACAUGGUUGAAGGCAGUGAACGCCUCCUCUUCAUGCACAUUGUUGAAGAUGCAGCGCCAUGGAUCAAAUAUUCGAUUGUCGUGAAAGCCAACUUGACUCUCACCUUUCAUGUAGUUAAGACGCCAGUCUUGAGGCUGGGACCAGACUUGCGCAUUCCGACCGUCGCAAAGAGCAAGGUUGCAAUGGUGGAGCUCCUCGAGAGCAUUGAGAAGUGGGAUGGUGACCCCAGUUCAGGUUCUGAAAGUUUGGACAAGGACAUCUGCAAUACUAUUCGUUUGUUGCUUGGCAAGUUGUCUGCAAAAGCAACGAAAGACAAGGCCCAUGUCAUUGAGUUCCUUGGUGAGCAGUUGGAACAACUCUCGGCAAACAAGCGGCACAAGGGUUACUCAGUUGACCUCACGGUGUUUUCCUGCCUUCUUUUUACCAUAUCACCUCAUGCUUACAAGUACAUCCGCAGCUCUGGAAGCGUUAUUCUGCCACACCCGAUCACCAUCCGAUCGACGUGCUCGUCUUUUGGAAGCAAUCUCCAACCAGAGCACCACAGCGCAACAUUCCUCGGCUACGUGGCGAAGAGGAUCUCCGAUUUGGAGGAUCAGCAUCGUUUCAUGGUCUUGCUGGUGGACGAGAUCCACAUCGAACCUUACUUUGAGUACAAAGGAGGCAUCACUGGUGCGACACUCAACUCCGCGGAAGCGGCUAACAGCAUGCUUGUCUUUACGGUCCAAAGCCUCACAUGCCAAUUCAAAGAAGUGGCACACAUGGUCCCUGUACAAAAAGCCAGCGCGCAGUAUCUGCACAAGUUGCUGAGAGACGUGAUUUGUGGGCUGGAGAAAAGAGGGUAUAGGGUUGCUUGCAUUGUAAGCGGCGACACCUCGGUGAACAGGAAGGCAGUGUCCCACUUCACGUCGCCUCCGACCAGCGGAUUCGUCUAUCCACACCCGUCCGAUCCUGCAAGGCCGCUGUUCUUUGUGAUAGACCCAGUGCACAUACUCAAGAGCAUACGCAACGAUUGGCUCGACCAAAAGAACGACCUGCUUGGGUUUUUCUUUCCUGAGUUCAAGCCUGGGCUGACACAGGCGCAGGAGUUGUUGUGCGCAUCGUUUGCAACUGUCAGAGAGGCAUACAACUUGGAGUGCGACGACCAGAUGAGGUACCUCAACGUGCCGAGAGAAGCCCUUUACCCGUCGAACGUCGAAAGACACGACUUGAAACUCACUUUGGAGAUUUUUAACAACACACUGCCCAAGGCACUUCGUUCUCUCGGAGUGAUGUACGACGUAAAAUUCCUCAAGGGAACUAUGGCCUUCAUCGAGAUCAUAGUCAAGUGGUGGAGAAUCGUGAGCAUGGUAGUUCCAGGAAAAACGAGGAAAGACCAACACCAGAACCCGGCAUCAUCUUCAGAGGAUGAUCCCAACGUGGACUUCCUGUACAAGCUCCUGGACUGGCUGGACGAAUGGAAGAGCAAAGAUCUGGACAGUGGUAUGCUUUCCAAGGAUACCCACACUGCUCUUCAGCAGACAACUCAUGCUUUUGUGGAGGUCAUCAGCUACUGCUUCACCGAGCUCAAGCUGCCCUAUGUCCUCCUGGGGAAGAUUCGGACCGACAGCUUAGAUGAGCGCUUUGGGACGUACAGGAAACUGGCUGGCUCCCAGUAUCACAUGUCCAUAAGGCAGCUUUAUGAAGACGAAGACGAAGUGCUGCUGCAAAACACGCUGCCGACGAUUGCCGAUGUUUGCGAAGCAGAUGGAGACGAACGGUGGGAGGACCUUCACAAACGAGAUCACUUGUUGCUUCCUGACCUUGAUGCAGACGUAACCGAAGAGGCACUGUCAAAAAUAAGAGAUGUCCUCCCUGUCCUGGUCUAUGUGGCCGGACAUGCAGUUCACGCCACCCUGAAAAGGCUGAGUUGCGCAAACUGCAGAGCUGCAUUGACAAUAAACAAGAUGAUCACCAUCCCUGUUGAACAGCAACACUGCGAACUUGUCAAGGAACUGGGAGGAGAAGGACUUCUUUUCCCAACAAUGUUUGCAGUAAAUGCCGUCGUGUACAGCUAUGUCGUCAUUGAGGAACUGUCGAAGCAGGCAGAAUUCUUGAAGGUGCCGAACCGGCACCAUUUUGUCACGGAUUUCGCUGUGGAGCUACUAUCCAACAAAGAGCUUUCUGACAUCAAUGUCUGCGAUAAUGGACACACGAGCGAGCUUUUACUGAGACACGUGUUGUGGUGCAGCACAGACAUUUUACUGAAGAAUUUUUUCUGCAAUGUGAGCGUAGAAACUGUUGUUUCUAGUGCUAGAUCGAGGAAAAGGAAAGCCCAGUAACUUCCUUCACAUUCCCGUACUGCAUAUGCUGAAAACUGCAGAAGAGAGUGCAAUUGCUUUUUUGUAAAUACUUCUCUUUAACUUAACGACAAAAUAUUUUCUGGCUCAAGUCACAGAUGUUUGUCACAAAGUCUGCAUCUGUCACAAGUUACACAUGUAAAUAAAGGCCUUGUACCUCAAAUGUUAGGUAACAUUUUGAACUACAAAAAAUCUUGCUAUAUCACUAAGAGACUCCUUUACUCUUGUGACAAUUCCUUCAGCGCUAUACUGCAGUGUUAAGCGCACAGUGUUGUGCCAAAUUGCGUCAUGAAGGAAAGUGCUACAUCUAGUGCUAAAAUGCCAUUUUUGCUAAGAAAUGCGCUGCACCUGUGCCGAGAUGGGCUUAAAGAAAAAAAAAAAAAAGUUUUUUUUUAUUGUAGAACUUUGUAUUUAGAGAAGUAGAAGGAAAGAAAAAUGGUACAAAUAUGAA